Molecule: messenger RNA, 1260 nt
Organism: Meyerozyma guilliermondii ATCC 6260
Lineage: Eukaryota; Fungi; Ascomycota; Pichiomycetes; Serinales; Debaryomycetaceae
Gene: VAN1
Product: Van1p
Exons: 1
Coding region: 1-1260 (419 amino acids)
Biological process (GO): cell wall mannoprotein biosynthetic process; protein N-linked glycosylation
Cellular component (GO): mannan polymerase complex
Molecular function (GO): alpha-1,6-mannosyltransferase activity
Source: RefSeq, a predicted model, not a curated record
AUGCCGGCUUUGCCCGAUCCCGGCUACUCCAAGUAUAUUGCCACCAAGGAGGGAAUUCGGCAAGAAGUCAAUGAGGCUCCGGAUGAAGGUGAAAAUCAACAACCCAACGCCGACUGGUGGACCAGUGAAGAUGCUUAUGCUAAUACUGUGGAGCAUUAUGAUCUCAAUGAGUUCCGUGGCUCUGCCGACGGGCUUCUGCAUAACAACAUUGUCUUGUUCUUGAUGCCACUUCGUAAUGCGGAACAUGUACUUCCUAUGGCAUUCCACAACAUCAUGAACCUAACAUACGAUCAUAGUUUGAUCGACAUUGCUUUUCUCGUGUCAGACUGUUCGCCCGGAGACCAUACUCUAGAGACAGUAUUCGAGUAUUCUGUGGCAUUACAAAACGGUACUUUGGUUGAUCUCUUGCAUGAAGACGAACUUGUGCGGAAACAACUGUCGGUUCGUGGCUCUCUGGACUUGUACCAGCAGUAUAUGGAUCCAGACUACAUUCAGAACGUGAAGCAAUCAUAUUACAACCCAAGUUCAUAUCAUAAAGACUACCGCAAGCCAUUUCGGUCGGUCUCCAUUUACCACAAGGAUUUUGGACAAGUCAUAGGUCAAGGGUUUUCUGACCGUCACGCCGUUAAAGUUCAGGGUAUCCGUAGAAAACUUAUGGGACGUGCCCGUAAUUGGCUUACAACCAACGCAUUAAAGCCCGAACAUCUGUGGGUGUACUGGAGAGACGUCGAUAUCGAAACCUGUCCAGGAAGUGUAAUCCAAGACUUGAUGAAACACGACUAUGACGUUAUGGUCCCCAAUGUAUGGCGGCCUCUUCCCACGUUUUUGGGAAAUGAACAGCCCUAUGAUCUCAAUUCUUGGAUCGAGUCAGAUGCAGCUUUGGAUUUGGCGAAAACAUUGGAUGAAGAUGACGUUAUCGUAGAAGGAUAUGCUGAAUAUCCAACUUGGCGGUACCAUCUAGCAUAUGGACGCGAUCCUAAUGGUAAUCCCGACGAAGUCAUUGAAAUGGAUGGAGUUGGUGGAGUUUCCAUUCUCGCGCGGGCGCAAAUAUUUCGUCAUGGUGUGCACUUUCCAGCGUUUACGUUCAGGAAUCACGCAGAAACAGAAGCAUUCGGUAAGAUGGCAAAGGCUAUGGGGUUCAGGGUGGCUGGACUUCCCCAUUAUACGGUAUGGCAUAUUUAUGAACCUAGCGAGGACGAUCUUCGAGAGAUUGCAAAAUUGGAAAGAAAGAAGAGGAGGAGAGGAUCUAGACGCGAAUAG